Messenger RNA from Colias croceus (clouded yellow), 3388 nucleotides. Its product is annotated as zinc finger CCCH-type with G patch domain-containing protein. Bases 213 to 1850 code for a protein of 545 amino acids. The transcript is spliced from 10 exons. Lineage: Eukaryota; Metazoa; Arthropoda; Insecta; Lepidoptera; Pieridae. Gene Ontology annotation, cellular component: nucleus. The record is from RefSeq and is a predicted model, not a curated record. Gene Ontology annotation, biological process: regulation of transcription by RNA polymerase II; negative regulation of DNA-templated transcription. Gene Ontology annotation, molecular function: DNA-binding transcription factor activity, RNA polymerase II-specific; RNA polymerase II cis-regulatory region sequence-specific DNA binding; metal ion binding.
UCUGAGCUUGAAGUCUCUGUAAUAUAAGAGAGCAUUUAAAAAAUAAAACAAUAAUUAUGAAUUGUGUACAUCGUGAACUUUUUAAUUUAUAUCAAACUCAUAUGAGUUGAUUAAGUUAAUUUCCAAAUUUAGGUUAUCUAAAUGAGAGUUAAAAAAGGAAUAGAAUUAAUUUUGUCGAGCAACUCAUGUGUUUGUAUUAACAAAUUAUAAUCAUGGAUAAUUUGGCUGAUUCAAUUAACCAAUACAGAAAUCAAUUACUUAUUGUAAAGCAAAGCCUGGAAACAAACAAUAAUCCAGAGGAGCAUACUUCUUUAUUAGAAUUACAAUCAGAAUUGCAGCAGCUAAUUGAUUUAACAGAAGAAAGUUUGAAUGCUCAACGUCAACAGGAAGCUGAAGAGAAUUCUUUACAACCACAAAAUGAUGAAAGCCAGAAUGAAUUGGACAGUGAAUACGCACUAUUUAUGCAAGAAAUGGCACAGAGUGGAGCUUAUGAAAAAGACAAAAGUCAAGACACAACUGAAAAAUCAGCAGAAAACAGCCAAAAUGAUGAUAGUGAUAUUGAGGAUGAGUUAGCCACUCUUCUUGGUAUGAAGUGUGCUGUAUACCACACUCACUCAUGGGGAGGACAACCAAGUCUACACAAUGCAAUGGUCAGUGCUGUCUUGCCUCGGCAAGAUGAAGAUCAAUUUAGUGACUUACAAGUACGAGUUUUAUUUACACACCCCACUCAUACAGAGAUGUUGCCAUGUCCAUAUUACUUAAGUGGUGAAUGCAAAUUUGACGAUGAAAAAUGUAGAUACUCCCAUGGUGCCGUAGCACAAUUGUCAGAGUUAAAAGAAGCUAUAGAACCCAAAUAUGAUACACUCAAAGCAGGAAGUAGAAUAUUAUUGAAGCUUAAAGCACCUGAUGAUGAGGAUGUGAGUGUAGCAAAGAAGUCCACAGAAAAAUAUCACUUAUGGCAUAGAGCUGUAGUGACCAGUGUCGAUCUAGAGAACAGAUUGUGUGUCGCAAAGUUAGAGCAAGGUGCGAAAACGGGAGAAAAGAGAAAGGCAGCGGUUGAAGAAUAUCAUGUGCACUUUGAAGAGCUGUUUCCCUUAAACAACGAUGAUGACGAUAGCAGUGACUCAGAUGAUAGUAUAAGUGAUACAGAGUACCCAGAAAUGAAAAUUGCUAGACCAGAAACAGAACAAGAGUUGAUUCUUGAUAAGAGUCUGCAGAAUAACGCUCCCGCUAUGGGAGAGUGGGAGAAACACACUAGAGGCAUAGGGUCGAAGCUAAUGCUAGCGAUGGGGUACGUGCCGGGCGCGGGGCUGGGCGCGGGCGGCGCGGGGCGCGUGCAGCCGGUUGAGGCGCGCGUGCUGCCGCGCGGCUCCAGCCUCGACCACUGCCUCGCGCUCACUGAGCGGGCUGGUACACAGGACCCGUUGAAGGUUGAACAGCGACUAAAAAGGUUACAAAAGAAGGAAGAAGAAAGAAAUAAGCGAGCCUACGAGAGAGAAAAAGAAAGAGAACGCCGUAACGUUUUUAACUUCCUCAACAAAACCUUAGGCGACGGUGCUGAAAAAUCGGAGCCAACCACAACUACUUGCAUAGAUAUUAAACAGUCUUCUAGUAAAGAUUUAAAUAUAGAACAAUUUAAAAUAGAAGAAGAUAGCAGAAAAAUAGAAAAUGAAAUUAUUAAAUUAAGGAAUACACUCUGCAAAUAUCCUGCGGGAACAAACGGUAACCGAAAUAUCACUAAUCAAAUAGCAGAAAAGAACAAAGAGUUGGCAGCAUUAAAGCAAAAGGGACAACAGAUAACAAGGGAACAAAAACUCAGAAAAGAUAAACAAAAAUUGACCAUGUUCUGAUUUUCUAGGUGAUGAGUUUGAUAUUUCAUAUUGCACUAAUCUAACGAACUACUGAUUUAAAUUGUAAAUGAAUUUUAGUGCUACAUUUUAUAAUAUAUAAUAAAAGGAUUGAGCUGUUUGUAGCUAAAAAAAAUAUUAAGUCUUAAAUAUUACCACGCGAAUAAAAUCACGCGCACAUCUAGCAAUAUGUAACUGCGAAUAUGGAAUUAUUAAUUACAUUAUCGAAAUGUUACUGUUUAUAAAGCUAAAUAUUUAGGUUUACGUAUUACGUAUAAGUAAUAAUAUUAAUAAUUUCAAUGAUACUGAUCAAGAAGCUUAUAUCUAAUACACUGGAGAUUUCGGUAUGAACAUUGACGUGUAAGGGCGCAUGUGCACUACAAGGAAUUUUACUGUCCGGCAUUCCGAUUUUUUACGGUCCGGUUUGGCAUGAAAAAACCGAUGAAUUGGCUUGUGCACCUGUCCGUCUUUACUCGGAUCAGUGCGCGGUACAGUUCAAGGAAGUUUGGCGGUAUAAUGCUAUCAUAAAUGAUUGUUUUUGCAUUUUACAAGAAACGAGUAAAAAAUAUAGAAGAUGAAAUAUUCUAAAUAGAUAAAUAUAAUAAGCUAUUCCCACUUGAACUUUAACUUACCAACACUUACCUACUGAGAUAAUAAUGAAUAUAAAAAUAACAAUACCGACUUUUCAAAUCACAUUGCCAGCUAAAAGGAAGUAAAACAAGAGCUUGCUCAGUGUUGCCACCUCAGAAUUUUCCUUUUACCCUAAAUUUGGCCCUUUUAUGAUUUUUUUACAGUAAGUAUUUAUGAUAAAUCAAAACAUCUUACUUUACUUUUUAACGUUUUAUUUUUUCUUAAUCUACGCAUUCUUAAUCUAGCAUUUCCAAACAUUCUUGGAAUGUAUCCAUCGUCUGGACUUCUAUGUCAUCUGCAGUCAUUUUCUUCUUGAAAUCGUACAUUUCAUUCGAAAACUUUUUCAACAUUGCGUCAGUCGGUUUAAAUGUGACGCAAGACGUAUAAUUUCUUUUUAAGCUGUACCUCACCAUCAUUAAGUGUUGCAACAUUUCUACAGAUAAUCUAUUUCGAAGCUUAUUUUUUAUGAUUGAAUAAAUGGAGAAAGCUCUUUCCACCGUUGCAUUUGAUAGUGGCAUUGACAACACAGCCAAAGCAAAUUUUGAGAUGGCAGCAAACCUCUUAAUUCCUCCUGCAUCUAAAUCGGUAUUAACCUCGGCCCAAAAUGAAACGCUGGACGACGUGUUCCUCCAUUCUUUGUGAUGCAAAUUGGUUUUAAUGGUACCAUUCAGAUUCGGCUUCGGUCUUACUGCCAUAAACCUUUCGAACAUUUGCAGAAAAUUUGUCAGAUCAGGUUUCACUUGCGAGGUGGCAAUUUGUGGGGUCAGCAGUGAUACAGACUUCAAUAUAUGAAUGUGCUCAGGAGUUCUACUUUGCACCUCUGAGCACAAAGUGACCAUAAAGUUUCUGCAUCGGUCACGUAGUUCGCACGCUUCGUUUUGAUUUACUUCCCGCAAUAGGACCUCAGUGUC